Molecule: messenger RNA, 2145 nt
Organism: Limanda limanda (common dab)
Lineage: Eukaryota; Metazoa; Chordata; Actinopteri; Pleuronectiformes; Pleuronectidae
Product: serine/threonine-protein phosphatase 6 regulatory subunit 3-like
Exons: 16
Coding region: 1-2145 (714 amino acids)
Cellular component (GO): cytosol; nucleus
Molecular function (GO): protein phosphatase binding; protein phosphatase regulator activity
Source: RefSeq, a predicted model, not a curated record
AUGGCGCAGAGGAGGAGACCAAGAGCCAAGGUGUCUGACCUCCCCACCACAUCCCACAUUGACACACUGCUAGACAAGGAAGAUGUGACGCUGACAGAGGUGAUGGAUGAGGAUGACGUCCUGCAGCAGUGCAAGGCCCAGAACCACAAAUUGGUGGACUUCCUGCUGAGACCACAGUGCAUGGAGGAUCUGGUCACCUACAUCACACAGGAACCCAACGCUGAAGUUGAAGAGACGGUUAAAUACAAGUAUCCUAACAUAUCAUGUAAGCUGCUUACGUCAGAUGUUGGCCAGAUAAAUGACAGACUUGGAAAUGAUGAAGAACUGCUCAUGAAACUUUACGGCUUCCUCCAAAAUGAGCCACCUCUCAACCCGCUCCUCGCAAGCUUCUUCUCCAAGGUCCUGUCCAUACUCAUUGAACGUAAGCCUGAACAGAUCGUAGAUUUUCUGCAAAAGCAGAAAGAAUUUGUUGCCCUGAUGAUCAAACACAUCGGGACAUCAGCCAUCAUGGACCUACUUACAAUGCUCACCGACAUUAAACCACAACAGCUCCGACAGGAUGUUCUCAACUGGCUAAAUGAGGAGAAGGUGAUCCAGAGAUUGGUGGACAUGGUACAGCCUUCUCAAGAUAAGGAUAGACACUCCAAUGCCUCCCAGUCACUGUGUGAGAUCAUCAGACUGAGCAGACAUCAGAUGUUACAGGUUCAGGGUUGCACAGAGCCUGACCCACUUCUGGUCACACUUGAAAAACGGGAGACGGUGGAGCAGCUGUUGUCUAAUAUCUUUGACGAGGAGAAGAAUGAAUCUGUAAUCGUCAGUGUUAUCCAGAUCCUCCUCAGACUGUUUGAAACCAGGAGACCAGCCAAGAUACCCAAGGACAUGUUUUUCAAAUACAUCUGGAACAACUCCCUCCACAGUCAGGUUGAAAUGUGUACAGCUAUGAUUCUCGCUAUGCCCCCCGCCCCCAGUGACAUCCAGCCAGAUACUGAGCAGGAACCUGCAAGGGAGAGCAUCCUCAUCACACAUCUGCUUCAAAACUGCCAGUUUAUUCAGAGAAUCCUAGACGCCUGGGGCUCCAAUGAGGAAGAACAGGCGGCAGGUGGUCCGCGACAUGGCUACAUGGGUCACCUGACUAGAAUAGCCAACUCUAUAGUUCAUAACUCUGACAAAGGCCCUAAUGGCCCGCAGAUACAACAGCUCAUCUCAGAGCUCCCAGUAGAGGACAGAGAGAAAUGGGAGGCCUUUAUUUCUGGGCAGCUGGCUGACACAAACAAGAGAAACCUGGUUGAUCAUGUGAAUUUUCAUCAUGUUGGUUCAAUGCCCCAGGGGUCAGUCUUGGGUCCCCUGCUUUUCAUCAUUAACCUCAUCCCCCUGGGCACACUCCUCCGUCACCAUGGGGUCCAUUUUCACUGCUACGCCGAUGACACACAGGUCUACAUCUCCUCCAAACCGACCGCCAUCCCUCCUACCUCCCUCAUCACCUGCCUCGACGACAUCCGGAGCUGGAUGAGCAGGAACUUCCUAAAGCUAAACGGAAACAAAACUGAGGCCCUGCUCAUCGGCUCCAAAUCCACCAUCACCAAAUCCCAACACACCCCUGCUCCACCCAUCAUCAUCGACGGAUUCCCUACUUCGCCCAUCACUGACCCAGUCAGCACCGAAAUCCUGGUCCACUCAUUUGUCACAUCCCGCAUCGACUACUGCAAUGCCCUCCUCACCGGACUCCCCACCAAACUCAUCAACAGACUGCAAAUCAUUCAGAACUCGGCCGCCCGGAUCAUCACCUGUACCAAAUCAUCGGAUCACAUCACCCCUGUACUCAUCCAACUUCACUGGCUCCCUGUACAACACCGCAUCAACUACAAAAACCUUCUCCUCACCUGCAAAGCUCUCCACAACCUAGCCACCACUUACCUCUACGACCUCCUUCAGGAAUACACACCCUCCCGCACCCUCCGCUCAUCCUCUUCAGGACUACUAACCAUCCCCACGUCACGCCUCAGUAGCAUGGGUGCCCGAGCCUUCAGCUGCUCAGCACCCAGGCUCUGGAACUCCCUCCCCCCACACAUAAGACAAUCAGACUCCAUCACAUCAUUCAAAUCCCAACUCAAAACUCACCUGUUCAAACUGGCAUACUCUCUAUAA